Molecule: messenger RNA, 5094 nt
Organism: Oryzias melastigma (Indian medaka)
Lineage: Eukaryota; Metazoa; Chordata; Actinopteri; Beloniformes; Adrianichthyidae
Product: transcription initiation factor TFIID subunit 4
Exons: 15
Coding region: 842-3967 (1041 amino acids)
Biological process (GO): transcription initiation at RNA polymerase II promoter; DNA-templated transcription
Cellular component (GO): transcription factor TFIID complex
Molecular function (GO): RNA polymerase II general transcription initiation factor activity; DNA binding; protein heterodimerization activity
Source: RefSeq, a predicted model, not a curated record
ACAGAACAACCUUUAUUAUUUUCUGUAAUUUUCUUGAAUAAAAUAAAAUAAAAAAGUAAAUAAAAAAAAUUAAAUUAAAUAAAUUUAAAAAUAAUUCAAAAUUAUUGACAAACAACGCUUGAUUAAAAAUAACCAGGGGUUAUGUAUUCUUAGAAAAUUGUAUUAGUUCUAAAACUAUUUUAAACAUUAAAAACUCCUUUUGUGAAGAAUUGUGCCACAGCAUUUUAUCUGUGGACAUAUAAAUAUGUUUCAAUAAACUCCAAUGUGUUUUUGAUAUAGUUAUGUAAUAUCAAGUCAAGUUCUUUGAAAGGUGUUUUAAUAUUUUAAAGACCAUUUUGUAAUUACGGUAGUAUAAAUACUAUUUGUGUUUUUCACAACUAUUAUUUAGCACCACUGGGAAAAUAUAGAAACUCUUUUAAUACUUUGUAAAAGAAAAGUGUUUCAGAUGCAUAUAUAAUGAAAAACGUGAGGAAAAGAUAAAGAAAAAAAAUUACGAGAUGAAAUAAAUACAAACAGUAAAGUAUUUUUUAUGAUAGUAGAUGUCUUGCAUGAAAACACCUACUCCGUUUUAUACGUUGUGCUAAGUUGCUUAAUGUUUUAAGCAACUUAGCACAUGUUUUGUAAAUAUUCGGUCAAUUUAUAUUGAGACUUAGUAAAAAUAAUUUAAAAAAUACGCCAAACCAUAAAAUAACUAACACAAAAUGAAAAAUAAACUACAAAAAAAGCACAUCUACUGAACCAAAACGGGGGCUCAAUUAAUGACGUCAGGUCCAUUCCCACAAUGCCUAGUAACACGCAAGCGCACUGUAAAAAAACAGAAGACGGCUAUCAAUGAUCAGAGAUGGCGGGCGCCUCCGACCCCCUGGAAGAUAUGCUUUAUUCAGAGGUGGAUGAAAAAGCCGUUAGCGACCUGGUGGGUUCAUUGGAGUCAGAGCUUACUGGACAGAGCAACCCGGUGGGCAAAGCAGGCGAAAACGGAGGCGCUGGCUCUGUGCCCCCCGCUAACCAUCACUUAGGAAAAACGCUACAACCUCCAGUGAGCAUCACAACACUAGAACAACAACAACCAGGACGGCGUUUAAAACCCGAAAUGCGCCAGGAGAUCAACUCUAAAGAGGCGAGCCAGGAUAAAACUGACACAUCUCCUCCCCUGGACUGCGCUGCUUCCUUCGGCGAGCCCUCCACCACCUCGACCGCCUGUGUGAUCGCCAGCAGCAACGGCUCGCAAUCACAUGGAGCAUCCAUCACAACACUGAUCGCGUCCAAUGUGUCAACUUCCCAAGACGGCAUCGGCAACCGGAGCACUAAGGUGACCGCGGGCGCAGGUGAGACGGAGGCUGAGCCGCCGAGGAAGCGCAUCGCGGCGCCGAGGAGAACCGCUUCGGCGCGGAUCAAGAGUUUGAACGGUGCAGCCGUGACGACGAGGAGGAGCAGCAGCUGCACGGCGGUCGAGGAGACCGCUAGCCCCGCGGACUGCAGCGCGAACACCCCCAACUCUACCCGACCGGCACCGUCUUCUAUCAACACUUCGACUUUUACUGUGUCGAACGCCAGCCUGCCUGUGGGUCAGUCCGCCAUCGCUCUGGACCGGGGGACUCCCACCAUCGCUCUGCAGAGACUCCCCAGCCACAUAGUGGCCAGCAUCGCCCAGAACGGCACCAGCGUUUCGGCCCUGGUGCAGCAGAGUGCUCGACCGGGAGCUGCCCCUGCCCAGGGGGACCCCGGCAAAACGGACCCCGGGGCUUCCACAGCAGACAAGCCCAGCGUUGACAUGCCAAGCCAGCCUGUAACAAACACUGUAGCCUCUGCUCCGUCUGCUGUCACACCAGCAACAAGCACAACUGCAACUACAACUACCACCCAGCCUCUGAGCACUACAACUGCAGCACUGACAGCCACCCCUGCGUGUGGGACUGUUCAGACCACAUCAGUGACUGCUACCAUCAGUAUAAUCCGGCCCACCGCCCCCUCUCCCAGUCCGGCUGUGGUCACGUCUGCACAGACUCAACCUCGUCCUGGACUUGCAGCCCCUCAAAGGAUUGUAGCUCCACAGCUGAUUGUCAGACCGCCCCAGCAGCAGACAACCAUUCAGCUGCCCCCAGGAUUUACCAUCCCACCAGGGAUGGUUCUGGUCCGUACGGAGUUGGGUCAGUUGGUGAUGGUUCCCCAGCAGGCUUUGGCUCAAGCUCAAGCCCAAGCUCAGGCCCAAAACAGCAUCUCUCCACGACCCGCCACCCCCACCACAGGAACCACCUUCAGAGUGACAACGCCACAGCCGUCUCCUGUGACCCCUCAGACCGCCAGGCAGUGUCCUCUGACCUCGGCCAACAUGGCGCCCUCUCCCUCUCCCACUCCUUCCAGCCCUGCCCUGCAGACCUCCUCUUCUUCCUCUGCUUCCUCCUGUCCUGCAAUACGCCCUAAGGGCCCCGUGGCGCCCACCGUGGCAGUGACGGCUCCACAGCAGGCCCCUGUAGUUAUGACCCCCCAGGCCCCGUCUCAGCCUGCCUCUCAGCCAGUGCAGCCUGCACAAGCGGGCAUCGCCGCAGCUCCCGGAGGUCCUGUCGUGUCCCAGGAAAUGCAAGAAAACGUGAAGAAGUGUAAGAAUUUCUUGGCUACUCUCAUCAAACUUGCAUCUCACAACUCUCCGUCCCCAGAGACGUCCAAGAACGUAAAGGCUCUGGUCCAAGACCUGUUGGAUGCCAAGAUUGAACCUGAAGAGUUCACCAGCCGCCUGCAGACUGAGCUGAAGUCCUCUCCACAGCCUUACCUGGUGCCUUUUCUUAAGAAGAGCCUCCCGGCCCUGAGGCUGUCUCUGCUGAAUAGUCAGCAGUCCCUGACCCAGCCCCCGCAGCAGGGAAUCAAACCAGCACCCGGCAGCACCCCGCCUGCCAUCGUGGCCGGGCCAGCUGUGCGCAUAAGCCACCCCAACAGUGUCAGCACCACUCCGGGCGCCGGCGCACUGCCUGCUGGGACGCUCGGACAUGCAGCUGCAAUGGGCGUGAAAACUGGAGGUGCUGUCAGUGGCCAGGUCCGCAUGCCCGUGGUGCUCACACAGUCCAUCAGACCACAAGGCGCAAUGGGAAAAGGAGCCAUCAUCCAAACAGGCAGGAGUCCCAUGGGCCUGCCUGCUCAGAUCUGCGGGAAUCAGAAAAACAAGCUCAACGACCCCGGGGGAGGCUCCUUCAGAGAUGACGACGACAUUAACGACGUGGCAUCCAUGGCCGGAGUAAAUCUGAACGAAGAGAGCGCACGAAUACUGGCAACCAACUCGGAGCUGGUGGGAACUCAGAUCCGCUCCUGUAAAGACGAGGCUUUCCUGCAUCCGGGCCUGCUGCACCGGCGGAUUCUGGAAACUGCUAAGAAGUUCGGAGUGACAGAAGUCCCCAUGGAGGCGGUGACGUUCAUCUCUCACGCCACGCAGUCGCGACUUCGGACUAUGGUGGAAAAGAUUUCCAUCAUUGCGCAGCACAGACUGGAUUCCUGUAAGGACGACGAGUACUACGAGCAGUCUGCAGACGUUCGCUCGCAGCUUCGCUUCUUCGAGCAGCUGGAGAGAAUGGAGAAGCAGAGGAAGGACGAGCAGGAGAGAGAGAUCCUUUUGAAGGCUGCGAAAAGUCGAUCCAGGCAAGAAGACCCAGAGCAAGCUCGGCUGAAACAGAAAGCUAAGGAGAUGCAACAGCAGGAACUGGCCCAGAUGAGGCAGCGAGAUGCCAACCUCACAGCGCUAGCUGCCAUCGGACCUCGAAAGAAACGCAAAGUGGACUCUCCGGGGGCAACACCAUCAGGGACAGAGGUUUCUGGAGGCCCAGCAGGCUCUCCGGCCGGCUCCUCCACGCCGUCCUCCUCAUCCCGCCAGUACACGCGGCAGCGCAUCACUCGGGUCAACCUCAGGGACUUAGUAUUCUACAUGGAGCAGGAGAGAGAGUCCGCCCGCUCCCUCCUGCUCUACCGAGCCCUCCUCAAGUAGCCGCUGCUCCUCCAGCUCCCACCUCGACCUCAACCUCCUUCUUCUUCUUCUUCUUCUUCUUCUUCCCAGCCACGUGCCUUCAGAUCAGGUCUAAUGUUUCAGCUCCGUGUGUACUGUCGUGAUGUUCGAUGUAGCUCUUUGUAACGAGAAAGAGAAAGAUGGGGAAAAAAAGAAUACAAAAAUCAAGCUGGUGUUCUCUGUGUUCUCCAUUUAGAAUCAGGAUGUUUAGUCAUUUCAUCAUUUUCUGUGUUGAGGAUCCACAUCUGGUUUGAAAAGUCCGGCCAACUAAGACCAUUGGCUGUAUAUGAGAACUGGACUGAGCGACUGUGACAUCAUCCUAUAGAAAAAAGCUUUCUUGUGAAAUGAAGUCAAUUCAGUCGCCAUUUUUGUGCGAUUUAGACGCUGCCAUGUUGGAGCCAGACGUCGUCAGUAAGCGGUGAUUGGUCCAAAGUGGUCAACAUUUCCACUCUCAAUCAAAGCGAGAGGAGUAAUGUAGGCUCCACCCACUUUUAUUGAGGGAUCUGAUUGGUCAGUUUAUGACUUGAAAUACUUGCACUACAGAAAAUAUAUGAAAUAACGAAAGAAUUAGUAAGAACAUGUUAAAAAGUUAGGGCUGUGAAAGUUUCUGCGUUAACGCACUCGAUUAAUAAAUCAUAAUUCAUUUCUUUAAUAUUUAUUAAUGCCUUAGGUGUCCUCCCUUGUGCCGUAAUAAAGCUCAGUCUAAAUAAAUGUAAACUUUUUUACAUUAUGUGAUUGAGAUUAUAUUAAAUUAAAGAUAUACUAUGGAAUUUAUUUGUAGUUUUGGGGGGGUUAGUAAAUCUUGGCAGAUCAAACGUCACAAAAAAAUGUUUUGUUGUUUUUCACAAACACAAUACAGAAAAUUUAUGACAAAAAAGAAAAAGCUGAAAAAAGGAUGAAAAAAAAACAGAACUCCAGGAAAAAUGUCAAAUGGACAUUGUUUUAUUUUAAAAUGUAUUUUAUUUUAUUUUAGAAAUAUAUGUGGCCCAAGAAAUCUGUGACUUUCUUUUGGAUUUUUUCAUAUUUUCAUUCAAAAACAUGUUGAUUAGUUUGUUGACAAAUUUUAUUCUUGUUGUUUUUAUAAAUUUACACCUAAAACUUUCAUUCUA